CUCGAUCUACGGCGUCUCGGUUUGGACAAAAAGUGUCGUCUCCAGUCCAUCAAUGACGAUGGGUGACACGAUUUUUGAAGAAUUAGAAGAUUUGAUGCAUUUUUCUGUCGCCGAUUUGCCUGCUCGUGGAUAUGCAGUGAUGGAGGAGAUCAGACGACAAGGGAAACUGUGUGAUGUUACCCUAAAAGUAGGAGAGCACAAAUUCAGUGCUCACAGAAUAGUCCUUGCUGCUUCUAUUCCGUACUUCCAUGCCAUGUUCACCAAUGACAUGGUGGAAUGCAAACAGGAUGAGAUUGUCAUGCAGGGCAUGGAUCCCAGUGCACUUGAAUCCCUAAUAAACUUUGCCUACAAUGGACACAUAGCCAUAGACCAACAGAACGUCCAGGCCCUCCUGAUAGGGGCCAGUUUCCUGCAGCUUCAAAAUGUCAAAGAUGCCUGCUGCUCUUUUCUACAGCAGAGGUUGCAUCCAAAGAAUUGUCUUGGUGUACGGCAGUUCGCAGAGACUAUGAUGUGCACCACACUUUACGAUGCUGCCAACAUCUUUGUUCACCAGCAUUUUGUGGAGGUAUCUUUGUCCGAGGAGUUCCUGGCCCUUCGGCCGGAGGAGGUGUUUGAGCUCGUGGGCUGCGACGAGCUCAAUGUCCAAGCAGAGGAGCAGGUGUUUGAGGCCGUGCUUGCUUGGGUGCAACAUGCACGUGAAGAUCGUGAGCCAAGGUUACCGGAGUUACUGUCUAAAACCCGACUGCCUCUAUGUCGACCUCAGUUCCUUGCUGACCGAGUCCAACAAGAUGAGCUUGUACGCUGCUGCCACAAAUGCAGGGACCUUGUUGAUGAGGCAAAAGAUUACCAUCUGAUGCCAGAGCGACGGCCGCACCUCCCAGCCUACAAGACCCGACAGAGAUGUUGCACAUCCAUCGCAGGUUUAAUCUAUGCGGUCGGGGGCCUCAACAGUGCUGGUGACUCAUUAAAUGUCGUGGAGGUAUUUGAUCCAAUUGGAAACUGUUGGGAGCGAUGCCAACCUAUGAGCACAGCCCGCAGUCGAGUGGGUGUUGCUGUUGUGAAUGGGCUGCUGUAUGCCAUUGGUGGUUACGACGGUCAAUCACGGCUUAGAACUGUGGAAGUUUACAACCCAGAAACUGACACGUGGACCAAAGUUGCUAGUAUGAAUACUCAACGCAGUGCAAUGGGAACAGUUGUUGUUGAUGGCCAUAUAUAUGUCUGUGGUGGAUAUGAUGGCAAGUCCUCUCUAAAUUCUGUUGAGUGCUAUUCCCCAGAGACUGACAGAUGGACAAUAGUUACAGAAAUGAGUGCAAGCCGCAGUGCUGCUGGUGUUACUGUGUUUGAAGGCAGAAUAUAUGUUUCGGGCGGUCAUGAUGGUCUACAGAUCUUUAACACAGUGGAGUACUAUAACCAGCAUACAGCAUUAUGGCACCCUGUUGCUCCCAUGAUAAACAAGCGCUGUCGGCAUGGUGCUGCAGCCGUGGGCAGCAAUCUGUAUGUGGCAGGAGGUUAUGAUGGCUCUGCGUUCCUCAGUGGAGCAGAGGUGUACAGCUCAAUAACAGAUCAGUGGAGCCACCUAGUGGCCAUGAACACUCGACGCAGCCGCAUUUCUCUAGUAGCCAACUGCGGUCGACUCUAUGCAGUGGGAGGUUAUGAUGGACAGUCCAAUCUCAGCUCUUUGGAAAUGUACGACCCAGAAACGAACCGCUGGAUGCUUAUGACACCGAUGGUUUGCCAUGAGGGCGGGGUAGGGGUAGGCUGUAUACCCUUACAGCCAACUUAACGCCACAUCUCCCUCAGCCCAAAAGGAUUUUGAUAAUUUAACAAAAAGAAAGAAGUUUUUGUACUGAAUAAUCUAAAAAAAUGCACUCAUGAUCCUUGGUUCACAUGUUUGCAUUAGAGGUACCAUUAUUCAGGCUUUUAUUCUAAGAAAAGCCUAAAGCAGAUAUGCCAGUACACCUUUAAUGGUGACAUAAUCCUGUUCUGUUCGUUUGACGACCAAAUGUAGAAUUCAUACGUACGUUCAAAGACAUUGACAACAACUGGGCCGCACUUCUGCUAAAAAACGCACUUUUGCACUGUUAACAGAUAGCGUGUGUUGUGGGCCCUUUUAAGUAUCAGUUGUUAGGUAAUAUCAUGUACACAUAUAAAUUUGUCAUUUUUAUUCCUCUAAACUGGAAGCCAAUUUAGAUUUCUAGACAGGUAAAAGUUAACCACUGUUAACCCAUGCCAUAAUUGGGAGAAAGAGUAUAAUCAAGUGGGUAUGAUUGAGGAUAAAGCUGUUUUUAAUUCUAUUUUAUCAAGAAUCUUUCUUACUUAGAAGUAUGUUAAUCGUA
Molecule: messenger RNA, 2336 nt
Organism: Rhinichthys klamathensis goyatoka
Lineage: Eukaryota; Metazoa; Chordata; Actinopteri; Cypriniformes; Leuciscidae
Gene: klhl18
Product: kelch-like family member 18
Exons: 10
Coding region: 53-1783 (576 amino acids)
Molecular function (GO): protein binding
Source: RefSeq, a predicted model, not a curated record